AUGGUUCUCCGAUGGUUUGGAUUACGGGCCUUUGAGGUCUGGCUGACUGCCAGGCUGCUGGGUAGCCCGACGUUUCAUCGCCUGGUUGGGAGAGUUCAUCGGAAGGUCCAACACAUAAGACACGGAGUACCUCCAGAGGAAAUGGGAGGUACCAAGCUGGAGAAUAACGGUCCCGGAAUAAAGCGGUUUCUAGAGUACUUCAGGGAAGAAAUCAAAGACCAGUUCAAAGGGAAGCCGCCAAAUAAACUCUAG
Aspergillus ochraceoroseus IBT 24754 is the source of this 252-nucleotide messenger RNA. RefSeq lists its product as uncharacterized. The coding region runs from base 1 to 252 and encodes 83 amino acids. The record is from RefSeq and is a predicted model, not a curated record. The transcript has 4 exons. NCBI's taxonomy places the organism in Eukaryota, Fungi, Ascomycota, Eurotiomycetes, Eurotiales, Aspergillaceae.